Solanum tuberosum (potato) is the source of this 1684-nucleotide messenger RNA. RefSeq lists its product as uncharacterized. The transcript has 2 exons. NCBI's taxonomy places the organism in Eukaryota, Viridiplantae, Streptophyta, Magnoliopsida, Solanales, Solanaceae. Bases 315 to 1592 code for a protein of 425 amino acids. The record is from RefSeq and is a predicted model, not a curated record.
CCUUAGUGAUUGUUAGCCUGAUUAGUUACAGCUGGCAGUAGUUAGUUACUAGUUUGUUAGAUUGCUAAGUGCAGUAUAAAUGCACAUGUACUCAUACGUUUUCAUUUGAGAAGUUUUAUUCAAGUAAACAAGUUCUGUUUUUCUUCUCCGCCAUUGAUGCUCACUUUAGGGCUUGUAAUUGGAUCGUCAAUUGCUGCGUUUUGAUAUGGUAUCAGAGCCAUUGUCGCUUACUUCCAGUUUGUAAGUCUGUUCGUUCCCUAUAUUCGAUUAACGUCGAUUUUUGUAUUGCUUUACUUGCUUCCGCUGAUCCUACAAUGGCUGUUUCUCUCGAUGAACCUGCGUCUUCUUCUGCUUCCACUGUUGCUGGUUCUAUUGAUCCAAACAAUCCUCUAUACGUGCAUCCCUCAGAUAGCCCUGCACUAAUGCUUGUUCCCGUUCCUUUUGAUGGAAUGGGAUAUCGAUCCUGGAGAAGGAGCAUCAUGCGAUCUCUCUCAGUGAAAAACAAAUUAGGCUUUAUUAAUGGUGAUUUCUCAAAGCCUACUGCGAAUUCUCCUCAAUUGCGUCUUUGGCAAAGAUGCGAUGAUAUGGUCACAUCGUGGAUCCUCAAUUCUCUUGCUAAAGAUAUCGCAGAUAGCGUUGAAUACGUUACUGAUUCGGUUGAAUUGUGGAAGGAAUUGGAGGAUCGAUAUGAUCAAACUAAUGGCGCGAAGUUAUACCAAAUUCAGAAAGAGAUUAAUGAUCUAACUCAGGGUGUUCUGGACAUUACUUCUUACUAUACUAAAAUGAAGAGAUUGUGGGAGGAACUUAGUAAUCUAAAUGCCAACAAUCAGUGCACCUGCACAUGUCUCUGUGGAGCCAAGGAUGGUACACACAAAGCUGAACAAGACAGGCGUUUGAUUCAGUUUCUAAUGGGCCUUAAUGAGGUUUACACCGUUAUCAGGGGCAGUGUCCUCAUGAUGAGUCCUUUGCCUUCAAUGGCACAAGCCUUUUCCAUCUUAAUACAGGAAGAAAAACAAAGGGAAUUUAAGCCAAAAGGCCAGAUGUUGAUGGAAUCUGUUUCCUUGAAUGCAGGAAGUCACUCUACAGGGAAUUACUCUGCUGGUGCAGGCCCUUCAAACUCAAAAGGUUUUAAAACUAACUAUUCUGCAGGAGGCAGCAGUAGCAUGACUAGUACAAGCAAGUCAAAUUUGUUCUGUGACCAUUGCAAGAGGUCAGGACACAUCAUGGCAAAGUGCUACAAGCUGCAUGGAUAUCCUCAGGAUACUCAGAAUCAGACCUAUGGCAGGAAUGGAUACAACAAUAGCAAUGAGUAUAGAAACCCUCUAAGGCAGAAUCAAAGCAACUAUCCCAGGUUUAACAAAGGAAAAAGGGUAGCAGCUAAUGUUCAUGGAUCUGAUGUGUUUUCUAGAAAUGAUGAAUACAUUGACAAAGGAAAUCAGCCUAUGAGCCUCACCAGGGAGCAAUAUGGGCAUGUGAUGAAUUUGCUUCAACACUUUCAUGGUGGAGAAGCCUCCAGUAGCAGUAAUAAUCCCACAGAAGGAGCAGUAGACCUUGCAGGCCCCUUCACUGAAGAGGCCUCAGGUAAUUGGUAACAACAAGGAUGGACUUUAUUUCCUGUGCACAAAGUGUCUCAAGACUGAUUCCCAGCCUGAACAUUGCUCUUCUAAGCUUGAGAGUUGCUCUU